Molecule: messenger RNA, 327 nt
Organism: Necator americanus (New World hookworm)
Lineage: Eukaryota; Metazoa; Nematoda; Chromadorea; Rhabditida; Ancylostomatidae
Exons: 2
Coding region: 1-327 (108 amino acids)
Source: RefSeq, a predicted model, not a curated record
AUGCGACACCUUGUCCUCCUAGCCUUGUUUGGAUGCUCCAGCGCUUUCCUCCUCGGAGGCGGUGGUGGUGGCUGUGGAUGCGCUCCUCCUCCACCUCCACCACCAUGUGGUUGCGGCGGUGGACUUCCACCCCUACCACCUCUUCAACUUCCACAGAUAUCUCUACCUCAACCUUGCGGUGGCGGCUGUGCACCUCCGCCAGCACCUUGCGGAGGUGGAUGCGGAGCUGCUCCUCCUCCCCCAGCAUACGCUGCUCCUCCUCCAGCAUACGCUGCUCCUCCUCCACCACCACCACCAGCAAACUCCUAUGCUCUCGGUGGCAAGUAA